CCCCGGCACCUGCAGGCAGGGGUCUGAACACCUGACCCCAGGCUCCCCUCCUGCCCUCCUUCCUGAGCCCAGGACAUGCCUGGAAUGUGUUGGGGCUGAGUCGCCCAGGCCAUGGCCACCACCCACCUGAGAAGGAAGGGUGGGUGGCCGCUGUGCUGGAGGAGCUGGAGCCUCUGGGGAUCUUGGGAACCCCAUUUUUGAGUCCCGCCCAGGGCCCCGCCCCUCCCCAUAAGGGAAAAGGCAGCUGCCAGUCGCUCAGCUCACAGGCGCUGGGACCUGGUCUAGAGGAGAAGACGAUAGACUGCCACUGCCACUGCCACUUCAGGCCGGGCCAUGGACCCUCACGAGAUGGUCGUCAAGAACCCGUAUGUCCACGUCAGCAUUCCCCGGGCUCGCCUGCGGCCUGACCUGGAGCAGCAGCUGGAGUUGGCUCCCUCCUCCUCAGAGCUGCAGCCUCUGCCUGUGGGCUCCUGCACCCUGGAGCCCACCCGCCUCCUGCAACCCAUGGAGGAGGCCCCGGGGCCCAAGGGGGCCAAGGGCGCCAAGGGGGCCAAGGGGGCCGCCCCUGUUCAGGGCCAGCAGGCCUGGCAGCAGCCUGGCAACCCCUACUGCAGUGGGCAGCGCCCAGCAGGACUGACCUACACUGGCCUGCCACCCAUCGGGCGUGGUGAUGACAUCGCCCACCACUGCUGCUGCUGCCCCUGCUGCUCCUGCUGCCAUUGCCCGCGCUUCUGCCGCUGCCACAGCUGCUGCUGCGUUGUCUCCUAGCUGGGCCCCGACUGGGCUGUGGGCCUGCCCAGGAGCCCCCUGCAUAGCAGGCCCCAGGACUCUGCUCAGGCAGCCACGGCAGUGCUGGACAUUUGGGGUGGCCACUGGGCCAUUGCCAUGGGUGUCAGCCACCUCCCACCCUAGACAGGAACACCUGUGUGCCAUGAACGCCAGCAGCUCAGCUCAGGCCCCUCGAAAAGGAGCCCUGGGCACUGGCCAUGGUGGCAGCCCGGGAACACCUGGGACCACUUCCCUCAAGGCCCAGAGCCUGGGUAAUAAAGCAGAGUGAGCUUUCUUCGGGUGACUCCUUUCGGGAGGGGACCCGGGCUGGAUGCCACCACAGGAUGCUGGCCUC
This is a messenger RNA of Miniopterus natalensis, 1123 nucleotides long. RefSeq names its product cysteine rich tail 1 (gene CYSRT1). The record is from RefSeq and is a predicted model, not a curated record. Lineage: Eukaryota; Metazoa; Chordata; Mammalia; Chiroptera; Miniopteridae.